This is a messenger RNA of Patiria miniata (bat star), 1208 nucleotides long. RefSeq lists its product as uncharacterized. The record is from RefSeq and is a predicted model, not a curated record. Lineage: Eukaryota; Metazoa; Echinodermata; Asteroidea; Valvatida; Asterinidae. The transcript has a single exon. The coding region runs from base 83 to 844 and encodes 253 amino acids.
UCGUCGCUUCCGGCUUCUGUGUUAUCUUGCUCCUUAUCUGAAAUUGUUUUAGCAUUUACGUGACUAUAGCUCCGGCGCAAUAAUGGGCUUUCUUCUGACUUUGAGCUUUCUAGCGACUGUAAGGGGAGUUGUAACGCAGGACCUUGUCAUCGAACCUCCCGCAAGUGUACACACCAAGGCAGGGACCAAUGUCACGUUCACAUGCCGUCUCCAGCCGGUCGGCUCCCACCAACACAUCACCUCCUGUCGGUGGGUGUUCGUGGACUGCAGCACCCAACGUAGUUUGAUCUUUGGUGGCCAAAAUCAGACAAACGUCACACAAGAGAUGGACUCCGAGUUACCAGCUCCAGAGGUAUUCAUCUUGGAGAACGGCACCGCCUGCCGACUGUGGCUGCCGGCUGUGUGUCCGAGGGACGCCGGCCGGUACUUCUGCGCCGACUUGGAAACGGGGAUUCUGUCCGACGCCGCCGUGCUCGAACUCCGAAUCGCCCCCGGUCCCGAGUCCGGUCCUGGCGGUCACGGCACCUCUGCCAGCUGCCCUCAUGAUAAAGACGAUGGUGUUGAUAACAACUCGUCGCGCGGGGAUUACAAGGAGCAGCACCGCAACCAUCUCACGGUGAUUGCAGCGGUUGUCGGUACGAUCCUCGUGCUCCUCAACGUCUCACUGGGAGGUGCCGCCUGCUACUACCGCCGGCUGGUCUGGCGAAUCAACCGGGAGGACUCCAAGCUGGACCUGGACUUGAUCCGGAUGCAGUCCCAGGCGGCAGUGCUUCAGAAGGAGACCGAGCUCCUGGCCAACGGGCCAAGCCCGGACGGGCAAGAAGAACGCUACCUACCGAGCUGAACUGUAUACAACAUCGUCUUCAAAAACACGCAAGGUCCCUGUGUACUUUACUGAUGGUACCGUAUAUAUACAUAAACAGGUGUACCGAAUGCCAUGGCAUGAUGCACCUUGUUAAAAACCCAUUAUCUCUGUUCCUGUGAAUGUUAAGAAGAUCAUGUAUGAUCAAUUAUCAACUACGCAAAACGCCUGGAUCAAACAUGGUAUGCAGGGUGCAUGGAAAAUAUCUGUGCAGCCAACACAUUAACAACCAUCUCUUCGACUAUUAGAGACAUAAAUAUUAUGGUAAAGUGGCUUACUUAAGGACGGCACGUAAACCAUGUGGACACGAAGAUGAGAUAUGGCAGACACUUAUAUGGCGCUGUUU